UCCAAUGGUCAAACAAUAACACCAAAAAACAGAUUUACAUCCAGAAAGGUUAGGUCAUAAAUACAUUGUUUUCAUAAGAAUAACUCAACAUAUUUAUAUUUUUGUAGGCAUGACAGUUUAGGUACACGUUAUAUUCUUAGUUUGUUAAUGAUGGUAUAAUGUGUUUUAUACAACGGGGGACCAAAAUCCAGCGAUCUGAUUGGUUCCCAACUGUUGUAUAAUGAGCGUAUACAUAACUGCUAUGACGCCCGAUCAUUUUGUGAAAGUAUCACUCCGCGCCUUGAAGAGGAAACCGUUACAAAGUAUCGUAAGAAACUUUAUCACACAGAGAUUUAGCUUGACCAUGGAGGAGGGGAUUCACCAGCGGGGAAAUAUAUCCUUCGACCUCCGGGAAGGCCUCACAACCGAUGAGUGGCUUCGGCAGCUUUCCCCGGAAAAAGAGCAAAAUAAUUCACGGCACGCAGAGCUAAGAAAAGAGGAAGUCGACCAAUUAGAAAAAGAGCGAAACGAGUCGAACACCGUCAAGCAAACGAGGUGGGCAGUAAAAUGCUUAGAAGAGUGGUGUGCUGCCAAAGAUGUUGAUAUAAACUUUGCUACAAUCUCAAAGGAGUGCUUAAAUUGCAUUUUAAGAGAUUUUUAUGCAACUGUCGGAAACGGGAAAGGGCAAACCUACGGAUUAAGCAGUUUCAUCGGUCUCCUGGCUGGCAUCAACCACUACAUUAACGACCCACCGCUCAGUUUGUCCUGGUGUCUCAUCAAAAACACAGACUUCACUACCCGCAACAAUGUCUUCACUGGUGUGGUAAAAACUAUGAGGAAGAAGGGCCUAGACACCACAGUCCACCACUUGGCGAUUUGUGAAGAAGACUCAAAUGCCAUGAAGAAAUCACUUGAUCCUGGCACAGCGGGGGGGCUUGUGGACAAAGUUUGGUUUGACGUUCAACUGCACUUCGGGCGGAGGGGAAACGAGGGCAAUCGACAGCUGAAACCGUCCUCUUUCGCCGUGAAAUCUGACGAAAAUGGUCUAAAAUAUGCCACACUAACUUUCAACGAACAUCCUAAGAACCACAAUGAUCCUCAAGGGAAAAAUAGGGAGAGCACAAGAGGGUUCAUGUAUCAACUGCCAGGCGACCCGCUCUGCCCCGUCUCGUCUCUCCUCAAAUACAUCUCUCAUCUACCUCCAGACGCAGAAGUAUUUUAUGUCCACCCGAGAAAAAAUAUUAUCUACGGUGCUAAUGAAGUCUGGUACACUCGAGAGCCAAUGGGUGUAAAUCACCUCGCUAAAAUGUUGCCGAGAAUAUGCAAGCAGGCCGGGACACGGAGAUACACCAACCACUGCCUCCGCAGCACCACUAUCCAGAUGCUUUCCGACGCAGGUCUAGCAUCGAGGGAGAUCAUGGCCGUAAGCGGACACAAGUCCGAAACCUCUCUCCAGAGCUACUGGAAACCGAAACUUGGGGACCGGAGAAAGUGGAGCAACAUCAUCGCCGACGCCGCAGCACACACAACCACACUUAAAAAAAUUAAAACCACUGAUGUCGGACAAUUUUUCAAUAGUUGCAAUAUCAAUGGCAACGUACAAAUUAAUAUAAACGAAUAGGCAAAUAGUAGCCUAUAAACUUGUUUAGUGUCUAAGUUAAAAUGUUAAUUAUUGCAAAUAAAAUGUCAAACCGUA
Gadus morhua (Atlantic cod) is the source of this 1675-nucleotide messenger RNA. RefSeq lists its product as uncharacterized. NCBI's taxonomy places the organism in Eukaryota, Metazoa, Chordata, Actinopteri, Gadiformes, Gadidae. The transcript is spliced from 2 exons. Gene Ontology annotation, molecular function: DNA binding. Gene Ontology annotation, biological process: DNA integration; DNA recombination. The coding region runs from base 221 to 1600 and encodes 459 amino acids. The record is from RefSeq and is a predicted model, not a curated record.